This is a messenger RNA of Glycine soja, 567 nucleotides long. Its product is annotated as BURP domain-containing protein 12-like. The record is from RefSeq and is a predicted model, not a curated record. Bases 1 to 567 code for a protein of 188 amino acids. Lineage: Eukaryota; Viridiplantae; Streptophyta; Magnoliopsida; Fabales; Fabaceae. The transcript has 2 exons.
AUGACUUAUGGCAAUAUAGCCGCAACUUCACCUGCCACGGUGAGAGCUUCACCAACUAUAGUGAGGACACCAACGUCACCAAUGAGAGCUUCCACACUUAUGGCACCAAUGCUGGCAGCGACUCUGACUUUCCAAUCCUACAGAAAAAACUUUGUUGGCUCUGGGAAUGAGUUCACCGGCUAUGGGACAAACUCCAACGUUGCUACAUUAGGUUUCACGAACUACGGCAAGGGAGACGCAAGUCCCAAUAACACGUUCACAAACUACGACAUGGAGAUGAACGUUCCUGAAGUGAUGUUCAAGAGCUACACAGAUGGAACUCAUGGUGGCACUAAGAGUUUUGUUAACUACAGAGACCAAGCUAAUGUAGGCGAUGACUCAUUUCAAUCCUAUGCUAAGAACACCAAAGAAGGGACACAAGUGGAUUUCAAAAACUAUGGGAAUUCUUUUAACCCUGGUUCGAAUACUUUCAAAGGCUACGCUAAAGGAGAAGAAUGGGAUCACAAGGUUGGCUUCACAACCUACAACGCUAACACAAAUUCUACAUUUAAAGAUUAUGCCAAAUAG